Microdochium trichocladiopsis is the source of this 1718-nucleotide messenger RNA. RefSeq lists its product as uncharacterized. Gene Ontology annotation, molecular function: acetylglucosaminyltransferase activity. The transcript is spliced from 3 exons. The record is from RefSeq and is a predicted model, not a curated record. Gene Ontology annotation, cellular component: membrane. Lineage: Eukaryota; Fungi; Ascomycota; Sordariomycetes; Xylariales; Microdochiaceae. The coding region runs from base 1 to 1374 and encodes 457 amino acids.
AUGUACCGUGGAACAGACGGGGUAACAUUCCUUUCGGCUAGUGAGUCGGACGUAGGAAGGACAGAUCUUGCAACCCUCGGAUUUGUGCGUCGAGCCGGUAAAGGCGGACAUAUCAGGCUCUCGUCAGCCUUCAAAUACACACAAAGCUGUGUCCAGCUUUCUCGCGAUCUACCCGUCGACAGAAGUAAUGUCACAAAGGUUGCCCGACGGCUUAUCGUAGAGCCCAUCAAGGCAAGGUUAGAUCAACCUGGAUCUCUGCAAAUAGAGCCAUGCGAUGCGAUUCUCCUACCAUUCAAAAAUGCAUACCCACGAUCAGCCAAAUAUGAAGACCUGGCAUUCGAUAUGGCCACGUCUUUGGUUCGUCUAAGUCAGAGCGUCGACUCGAUUGCUCAUUGGGCCUCUAACCGGGGUACACUCCUCGUCGUGGUGAUCGAAGACUACAUCGGGCAUGAGGACGAAGUCGCCGACCUGCUUGCACAGUUUCACAGCCUCAAGAUCAACGCCAUCUUCAUAUCGCCCAUCGCCAGCAACCAUUCCAUGUCUCAAUCACAUUUUGCAGUUCUCAGCAAGAUGCUCGCCGAAAGCGGGCCAGAGACAAAGUGGUUCGCUCUGCUUGACGACGACACGUUCUUUCCGCACCUGGAGCCUUUAUCCACGGCACUCAGCUCUCUUGAUCACGAAAACAAAGACCUUUAUGUUGGCGGGCUGACGGAGGACUGGGGGUCUCUCACCCGAUUCGGUCUCAUGGCUUAUGGCGGUGCUGGCGUAUAUCUCUCUGCACAUCUGGCCAGGAAGAUCGGGAACCUGGACCAGGCCCUCCAGUGCAUCGAGGAGUCCCCGCCUCAGCUGGGAGACAUCAUCAUCCGUGACUGUGUCUACCGCCACAGUAGGGCGCGUCUGACCGUACUGCCAGAUCUAUAUCAACACGAUUUGCUGGGCGACCUGCGCGGCUUCUUCGAAUCUGGCGUUGAGCCUUUGAACUUGCGCCACAGGAAAAGCUGGUACAGCGAACCUGUAGUUUCCAUGGCGCAGGCGACGAACUUUUGCGGGAACUGCUUCCUUCAACGAUUCAUCUUUGGCAACGAUACUGUCCUUAGUAAUGGCUACUCGAUCACCGUGUACCCAAAGGGUGUGGAUUCGCUCGAUCUGAACAAGAUAGAGCGAACAUGGGGCAACGUCUAUGCAGGCGAGGACCCGAAGUACGAGUACAGCAUGGGGCCGCCGCGCGACAGGGUGCCCGACAGUGAUCACAAAACGUACUACCUCAAAUACACGGAAGUCAGGGCAGAUCUCAUGAGACAGCUGUAUGUGUGGAAAGGAGUUGAAGACCGUGGAGUGCCUGACGAAGUUGUCGAGCUGGUUUGGAGGAGAUGACUCAACGCCAGGGUCAUAUCCUGCUCCGGAAAUGGCAGAAUAUCAUGUCGGGUAGGAUUUUGUUCGGUUACAAGGCCUCAGAGGAAGAACAUGUACCUCGAAAACUAUCUGGCAGUCACAGAAAUAUGGCGAUCAGCAGGCAAGAAAGCAAAGCGUGGAAGCAUGAAUCACUAUGCCGACAUUGACAGACUACUCGUCCUCCUCGCUGUUCCUCCUUCUGAUGACCGCAGAGCUGAGUCCUUUGGGACUCGUUAUGCAUGCCUGGACACGGUAUGGCACGAGGACGAUGUACACCGGGAACUGAGUCCUAGAAUCAAGACGGGAAUCAAGACGGGGAAGGCAAC